UUCAACUUUAAACAAGUUUACUCAAGAGCUGAUCUCACUUACAUGAAACUACAGUAAUAAUAAACAAGUCGGGGAGCGAGAUGCAAGCGGACUCACAAGAGAGCGUGGGCAUAGGGUUAUCAGUUUGAUUUGCCCCUAAACAGACUAUAAUUAAAAAAGACAUCUGCGUGCUUUUUUUUUUUUUUCAACGGAGUUGCACGGUGUUUUUUUCUUCUUUCCGAGCAGUAAAGAAAAGCAAGAGGUAGUGCCAGACAGAAAGAGAGGACUUAGCAUCCUAAUUUGCAAAGUUCCACGGAAAUAAAACUUUAGGCGCUGUAUACUUUUGCACAAACAAGCACCGGCUGGAAACGAAGGUAGGCACCUUAGCCUGGUGCUGGUGAUUACCUUGUGUCGUUGAAAUAUUCUUGGAUUGGGCUGUACAACACAGAAAUUACAGGCAGAAAAGAUUUUCCACAAGCACUUCAUUUUUUAAGAUAAGGUAAUCUAAAACAUUAACAAACAACCACAGAAAAGCAGCUUCUCAAAAGUGACGUCUGGAUGACCAGGCAGUGGAGACACUACCAAAAAGUUUAACUGUCACCCGCUCACGAGAAUAAGAGGCUCUCUGUUGGAGACACAGAAGCUGGCCAGGGAUGGAGGUGUUACGAAGGACUUCUAUUUUCGCGGCAGAGGUCAUGGAGACGUUUGACCGCUCCCCCACAGACAAGGAGCUGGUGGCCCAGGCCAAGGCUCUGUGCCGAAACUUCAUCCAUUCCAGGCUGUAUAGAGCUGGGAUCGGCUGGUCCAAACCAGAGCAUGGGCUCCUUGCCUCAGGAGGGACCCUAGGAGAGGUGUCUACUGUGCUGCUGCUGCUGGGGGACGAGCUGGAGUACCUUCGACCGAACGUGUACCACAACGUGGCACAGCAGCUCAACAUCUCGGUGAACUCGGAGGACGCGGUUUCAGAAGCAUUCCUAGCUGUGUCAGCGGAAAUGUUCUCCACAGGGAUUACAUGGGGGAAGGUGGUCUCUCUUUACACCGUGGCUGGGGGGCUGGCGGUGGACUGUGUGCGCCAGGGACAGCCGGCAAUGGUGCACAUCAUCGUGGACUGUCUAGGGGAGUUCAUCCGCAACAGCCUGGUGACCUGGAUCAAGAGACGGGGCGGAUGGGCUGAUAUAAAUACGUGUGUUGAGAACGACGACUCCAGUUUCCAGAAAAACUGGUUUGUCAGAGCUGUCUGCACCAGUGGCCACUUCCUAAAAGCUGCUUUCUUCUACCUGCUGCGGGAGCGCUGAGAUUCUGGGUUUGAGUGCCAGUCUGGGAGCCCACCCAGAGACUGCAUCCGCCAGAGAGGACUGACAACCCAGGUUCACGCCACACCCUGCUUGUGAGAUCAGAUCUCACCAGUGCAGAACACUUUUACAAGACCUUUUAUCAACCCUAUAUCCUGGUCUGUCUUAAACCCCUGCAUGGAAAGCUUAAGGUCUGUACAGAACAAAACAACAAAGUACAAGCACAGACCAUUCCAACAGAGGCAUGACAUUUUUAAAUCAUGAGACACUGUUAAGUGGACUCUACAGAUCAACGGUGUUCAUUAUUUUGAACUGUAAUGUUUUACAUACAACCACCACAAAAUGUGUUCAGAACGAUUGAGUCUUUUAUUACUUGUGGCAACAGGGGCAUGCUUGAUAGUUUUUACCAACCACAAUGUGGCUAUGACAGGUUAAAGGUUUUUUAGUUUACUCUGGAAGGGGGGUGAAUACUGUAAUUUACUUAAGCAUCUUUGCCGAUAGCUACUUUCAAGAUGAAAAUGCACCCAUCCACAGUGCCUGAAUUGUGCUGGAAUGGUUUGUCACUCUAAACCCUCAUAUGAACGUGACCUUUGAAUUUGUCAUCAUGAUCCUUUCUCUAAAAUAUUAAUGACUGAAUGGAUUAAUAUAUUUUGAGAUACCUUCUGGCAUCUUGUGGAGUCUAUGCCAUGUUGUGUCAAGGCUGUGAUGAGGGCAAACGGUGGCCCAGUCUGGUAUUAGAUACAUGUCUUUAUAAUGUGUACAGGCAGUGUAUCUCUCACCUGUAGUGCUCGCUGUUAACCAUGACCCAGUUUUCAGAUCUAUCUGAAAGUUGACUGGUCUGCACACCAGCUCCGUAAAAGAAAGUAAACAGGGUAUACAGAUCUUUAUAAGGGAAGGGAGUUUUAUUUUCCUCAGUCUAAUCUUCACAACAGUUAAGGAUUCUGUUUUAAAAUGUCUCCAUUGAGGAGGGUAUUUGCCAGGUCUUUGAACUGGCAUUAUUCAGCCAUCAGAAUCAACUGGCAGUCUGUAAACAGUAUGAGGUGUGGAGACAAGAAAGGUGUUCUUUAAAGUGUAGUGACAGUACUGGAGAGCCGAGACUGGAUCACUGAAGAACAAAGACCUAACAAAAUCAUUCCAAUGCAUCAUACCAUUUCACAGGUAUCACAUUUUCCUUUAUAAUAGACGCACAAUACGUGGUAAACACGUAUUUUUUUCAAAGCUAAAUUCACUGCUCGCGCCAUCCAGAUAAUUCAAAGCUACAUUUCCACUUGCAAAUGACACCAUGUAAGAAGAAUCUAGUGGAUCGUUUUGCUGCAUGUAGAGUACCACUGCCACCUUGAGGUGAAGUUUAAAGUGACACCAUAUAAAAAUUGAUCAGCAGGCAUCACACACACACAAUAUAAAUGCAGUCCUCAAAGCUGUAUCUGCCAUGUUGUGCCUGCAGGAAUGUUGUGUCCAUGAUUUGUGAAGCAACUGUAUUUAGUUGUUCAUUAUAUAGGCCUAGGUAACGGACAGCACUUCUAUAUAUGCCCACAAUUCUGCAUUGAAGUGUAUGUAAAGUAUGCUACUCUCCUGUAUGUGCUCGAGAAUUACAGUACAAGUGCCGACAUCAACUAGUCGCACAAAUGCAAUUUGAAAUGGUGAAUAUUCAAUUACAGGGCUUUUCGUUUGUAAGAAGUGUUAUUAAAACACAUUUUGAAUACUA
Messenger RNA from Acipenser ruthenus (sterlet), 2976 nucleotides. It is a transcript of the gene boka, whose product is annotated as BCL2 family apoptosis regulator BOK a. The record is from RefSeq and is a predicted model, not a curated record. Gene Ontology annotation, molecular function: protein homodimerization activity; protein heterodimerization activity. Gene Ontology annotation, biological process: regulation of apoptotic process; extrinsic apoptotic signaling pathway in absence of ligand; intrinsic apoptotic signaling pathway in response to DNA damage. The transcript is spliced from 5 exons. Bases 633 to 1274 code for a protein of 213 amino acids. Gene Ontology annotation, cellular component: mitochondrial outer membrane. Lineage: Eukaryota; Metazoa; Chordata; Actinopteri; Acipenseriformes; Acipenseridae.